AUGACAGAAAAGACAGUUUCUGAAACUGGAGGCAUAAUUAAAAUAACAAAUGCCCGGAACCAACAAGAAGUUAACGAGCUGAAAGAAGUAGCGAGGAGGGAAGUAUUCACAACUAGUGCAGGUGACUUUUCACAUCAGCUCAAGUUUAUUGAUGCAAUCCAGCGCCUUGGCGUGGCAUACCAUUUUGAAUGUGAAAUUGAAGAAGCAUUGGAGCGUAUGCAUGCUGCAUUUCGUGACCAUGGCUUUAGUGAUGAUGGAGAUCUAUACAACGUUGCUCUUGGUUUCCGGCUACUAAGACAACAUAUAUAUAAGGCAGAUGUGUUCAACAAGUUCAAAGAUGAAAAUGGCAGCUUCAAGGAAUGCUUAAUUAUUGAUGUUUCCAGGGAUGCUAAGCCUUUAUGA
This is a messenger RNA of Prunus persica (peach), 402 nucleotides long. Its product is annotated as putative pinene synthase. Lineage: Eukaryota; Viridiplantae; Streptophyta; Magnoliopsida; Rosales; Rosaceae. Gene Ontology annotation, molecular function: terpene synthase activity. Bases 1 to 402 code for a protein of 133 amino acids. The transcript is spliced from 3 exons. The record is from RefSeq and is a predicted model, not a curated record.